This is a messenger RNA of Gossypium arboreum, 821 nucleotides long. RefSeq lists its product as uncharacterized. The record is from RefSeq and is a predicted model, not a curated record. Lineage: Eukaryota; Viridiplantae; Streptophyta; Magnoliopsida; Malvales; Malvaceae. The transcript has a single exon. Bases 110 to 679 code for a protein of 189 amino acids.
ACACACCCCCAUUCCCUCCCUACUUAAAUUUCUAUAAAACCAAGACCAAGAAGAAGAAGCUUUAUAUUAUUUAUUAGCAGCUGAGAGAAAAUAGUGAAGAAGACCUAAUAUGGGCAAUUGCAUUUUCAAACCAUUCGAUGAAGCUGAAGAAACAAUAAAAGUGGCAACACCCAACGGCGGCAUCAUGGAGCUUUCGCCACCCAUCUCCGCCGCCUGCAUAACAAAACAGUUUCCAGCCAUGGCCAUUUACCGCCGCACCCCUCACACUUUGCUCUCCCAGCAGCCUUUGUUUAACAACGAAAAGCUCCGUGCAGGCCAGCUCUACUAUCUCCUCCCCCUUAACAACAACAGCAACAACAACAACAACGAUCUUGUAUCCACUUCUUCGUCUCCGUAUCGUAUGUCGUUCGAUCAUCACCAGAGGGUACUGUUGAAGAGAACUGACACGGAGGAGGCGGCGACACCUAGAGUGUGGAAAGUGAAGCUAGUGAUAAGUCCGGACAAGUUGGCGGAGAUCAUGGCACAGGAGGCUCGAACGGAGGCGUUGAUAGAGAGUGUGAGGGCGGUGGCUAAGUGUGGGGAUGGGGUGUCAUCGUCGUCGGUGGCUAAGUCUGAUCAAUGGUGUGUGUCCUGUGGUGGGAAAGGAUCGUUGAGAAAUUAUGCUCAAGAUAGAUGGUGACCUCGUUAUUACUGUACAAAUUAAAGGGAUAAUAUUUUUAUGUUUAAUUAAAUUUGGGGUAUUUAUUUUAUAUGUAAUUAUAUAAUUUUCAAAAAUUAUAUAAGGGGAUUAAUGUCAAGUUUAGCCCUUGAAGUUUAAUCAA